Spinacia oleracea (spinach) is the source of this 1527-nucleotide messenger RNA. RefSeq lists its product as uncharacterized. NCBI's taxonomy places the organism in Eukaryota, Viridiplantae, Streptophyta, Magnoliopsida, Caryophyllales, Amaranthaceae. The transcript is spliced from 2 exons. Gene Ontology annotation, molecular function: nucleic acid binding; RNA-DNA hybrid ribonuclease activity. Bases 1 to 1527 code for a protein of 508 amino acids. The record is from RefSeq and is a predicted model, not a curated record.
AUGUUCAGGAAACAGUUGGGAGAUACCAUGGAAGUUUACAUUGACGACAUUCUAGUCAAGUCCAAGAAGGCCUCGGAUCACAUUUCACAUCUCCAACAAGCCUUCGACUUUUUACGUGAAUACAGCAUGAAGCUCAACCCCACUAAGUGUUCAUUCGGAGCCUCUUCCGCGAAAUUUAUGGGCUACAUGGUUACUCAAAGAGGCAUCGAGGCUAGACCCGACCAGAUCCGAGCAUUCAUAAACUUGCAGUCACCACGAAGCCAAAAAGAUGUACAAAAGUUAGCAGGACGAUUGGUUGCCCUCAAUCGCUUCAUCUCCAGGUCGUCAGACAAGUGCAAAUUAUUUUAUGACAUUCUCAAGAAAAAUGAGAAGUUCAGCUGGACCGACCAACACGAAGCUGCACUUCAACAACUCAAACAGUACUUAUCAGAACCCUCGUUGCUGUCAAAGCCGAAGGACAAGGAAGAAUUGCAGGUGUACCUCGCAGUCACAGAGUCGACCAUUAGUGCAGUCUUAGUACGACAGGAAGACGACAAACAGUUACCCAUCUACUAUGUCAGUAAGUCUUUACUUAGCGCCGAAACAAGGUACUCACAUCUUGAAAAACUCGUACUUGCAUUAAUUGUUGCAUCUACUAAGUUACGUCCUUAUUUCAAAUGUCACCCUAUAACUGUUAGAACUAACUAUCCCAUGAAGUCAAUCAUGAGGAAGCCUGAGUUAUCUGGUAGGAUGUCCAACUGGAAAAUACAGUUAGGGUGCUACGACAUCAGCCCAAGUAUCCAACAUGAAGUCGACAAAGAAGUCAACAUGUUAACUGAUGAUGGGCUCUCGUCAACAUGGACUCUAUACACUGACGGCUCCUCCAACAUACGGGGGACAUGGCUAGGUAUUGUGCUAAAGUCGCCACAAGGGGACACCAUAAUACAGACUGUCUGUUGCGAGUUCAAAGCUACCAACAACGAGGCGGAGUACGAAGGCUUGAUCAUAGGACUGUCGCUAGAACUCGACAUGAAUAUUCCCCUACUUGAGGUACGUUGUGAUUCAUUACUAAUUAUCAGUCAGAUUAACGGUUUAUAUGCAACAAAAGAUUCCAAGAUGCAGGCCUACCUAGAAGUAGACAAAAGGCUUGUCGACAAAUUCGACUCAUGCACCCUGCAGCAAAUACCAAGAGAUCGAAAUACCCAAGAUGAUGCCUUAGCCAAUCUAGGCUCAAACAUCAAAUCCAAACUCACCUCAAUCCCCGUAGUUCACCUGAUGUACCCAGCCAUCACAAAAGAAACCUUAUCCAUCAAUGAACAGAGCCCACCAACUCAAACUCCCACAUCAUGGCGCAACCCAUACAUACACUGGCUCAAACACCACACCAUCCCACCUGAAAUUACGCAUGAAAGAUCCUUCCGUAUGAGAGCCUGCAGAUUCAUCUUGAUCCAUGGGGUAUUGUUCAGGAAGUCAGUUGCAGGACCAUACCUUAGAUUCCUAGACCACGACGAGAUCGGGUCGACACUGAGGAAUAUCCAUGAUGGUUAA